AUGGACCAGACCAUACCAGACGAAUCCUGCGGUGAAAAAGAUUCGUGGGUUGUUGAAGUUGAAAAAAGCUUAGACGACGAAACCAGACCAGACGAAUCCCCCGAUGGUCUGAUUCAUAAGGUUCCAGAGUCUCUGUUGAGGGAAGACACUAAGGUGUUCUAUCUUCCUCAAGUCAUUUCCUUGGGUCCUUACCAUUUCCAAAAAAAGGAGAAGCUUGAUGAUGAGAUGGGGUUGCUUAAGUCAGAAGUGGCAAGAAAUGUGCACCGUCAAAUCAGAGGUGACUUAAAAUCAUCAGAAAAGGUGCAGAACCCUAGUGGCUUAAGGUCGUUGAUGGAAACUUUCAAGGUUCAUGAGGAAGAGAUAAAGAAAAGAUAUGCUGCAAAAUUUGAAGUUGCCGGUGAAAAGUGUGCGUGGAUGAUAACGAGGGAUGCCUGUCUUGUUCUACAAGUCCUUGAAAGGUUCCGAAAAGAUGAAGAUGAAGAUGAAGAUGAAGAUGCAGAGGAUAGCGGCUCGGCUUCCAUCGAUCGUAUUCUUAGCAGGGAACGACAUCAUCCUUUGUUGACAGAAAUUGUGAAAGAUAUGGUCAUGAUGGAAAAUCAACUACCGUUCUGGACUUUGAAAGAAAUCAGGCCCGAUAUUGAGGACUGGUUUGAGUCGGCACUGAAAAAUUUAUCCCCCAUUGAAGUAGCAAAGGAGUCAAAUUGUCUGGAGUACAACAGAGAUUCUCAUAUCUUGCAAUUGCUUCAUGACUAUAUUGUCGACAACCAACGAAUCCACCAAAGCUCUCCCCCUGGCCACCAUUCAGGUUCUACUUUUAUUGUAAUUCGUUUUUUGUCUUUUGCAUUCGAAUCUCUCGAUGUCUGGUGUUCAGUGUUUCGUUGUGAUUUGGAUGAGGAUUAUCCACUUCUACUCUGGCGGUGCAUAAAAUGGCUAUUUAUUGUAUUAGUAUAUGGGAUAAUCCUACUAGUGUUGUCCCCAGUUAUUCUCAUCAUGUUCAUCAUAUUUGCCAUUGAGGCAAACAGAUACCUUAGAUGGAAGAUACGGAAACAUGUUCCAACUGUAGAGGAACUAAGAAGAGUAGGAGUGAAAUUCAAGAAAUUGGAAGGUUUAAAAAAAGGAAUAAGUCACAUUAAUUUCAAGGAAAGAAAUUCCACACUUUAUUUGCCUCAAUUUAAAGUAGAUAACAGAACGGAAGUGAUACUCAGAAAUCUGAUUGCCUUGGAAAUCUGCUCCCAAAGAAAGGAAAAACCCAUUACAAGGUACGUCAUUCUAAUGAAUGAUCUUAUCAACACCAGUGAAGACGUGGGUAUCUUGAGACGAGAGGACAUCAUCACCAGCAAGCUUGGAAGUGACGAGGAGAUUGCUAAACUUUGGAAUUCUAUGGUGACAUCCACAGGAGUGCCUAGCUACAAGCCUAUCGACGACGCUGUUUCAUCCAUAGAUCGUUAUCGCAAAAAGUGGUGGAAAGUCCUGUGGGCUCAGUUUAUUAUGAUUCACUGUUCAAAGCCAUGGUUGUUUCUCUCUCUCUUGGCCGGACUUUUACUUUUACUGCUAACAAUUGUGCAAGUAGUUUGCCUAUUUGCAUCGUGCCAAAUCAGAUAG
Messenger RNA from Cryptomeria japonica (Japanese cedar), 1602 nucleotides. RefSeq names its product putative UPF0481 protein At3g02645. NCBI's taxonomy places the organism in Eukaryota, Viridiplantae, Streptophyta, Pinopsida, Cupressales, Cupressaceae. The transcript has a single exon. The record is from RefSeq and is a predicted model, not a curated record. Bases 1 to 1602 code for a protein of 533 amino acids.